Melampsora larici-populina 98AG31 is the source of this 1546-nucleotide messenger RNA. RefSeq lists its product as uncharacterized. Gene Ontology annotation, molecular function: transaminase activity; pyridoxal phosphate binding. The transcript is spliced from 11 exons. The record is from RefSeq and is a predicted model, not a curated record. Lineage: Eukaryota; Fungi; Basidiomycota; Pucciniomycetes; Pucciniales; Melampsoraceae. Gene Ontology annotation, biological process: biosynthetic process. The coding region runs from base 52 to 1416 and encodes 454 amino acids.
AUCUUAUCCAAUCAUCAAAUUGCAACUUCGAUACAAAGUAAGCCUAUAAUCAUGGCCCAACAGAUUGACUAUGAAAACAAAUUCCUCAGCAAAGCUGGUAAAGGAUGGAGAAGUACAGGAAUCCGUGGUUUGAUGUCCUUCGAACAAGUCGAAGGUAUGAUCAGCUUUCUUGUAGGAAGACCAGACCCAGAAACCUUUCCAUUUGAAGCAAUCAAAUUCACUCUCAAGCAGCCCCUCGACUCCAAACCGGAACCUGAUCAAAUUGUUCCUGAAGUCUUGGAAAUGAAAGAUAAAGAACUGGUUGAUGCGCUUCAAUACUCUGAUACUUCAGGUGUUCCUUCUUUGAUAUCCUGGUUCAUUGGUUUGCAACAACGUAGUCAUCAUCGUGGUGAUAAUAAAGAAGAAGGUUGGAGAUGCUCAGUUGGUACAGGUAGCCAGGAGUCAAUGCAUAGGGCGUUUCAAGCGAUUUGUGACUCAGAUGAUAGUAUAUUGCUUGAGACUCCAACCUAUGCAGGUGUCUUGGGUUUCCUUCGACCACUGGGUGCUAACCUGAUAGAGCUCCCAACGGACGCAAACGGUAUCAUGGAUCAACCCUUACAAUCCAUUCUUGAAAACUGGUAUACGGAUGAAAAGACCAAGUCAUUGAAGUUCCCCAAGGCGAUCUAUGCCUGUCCAACAGGUUCUAACCCUACAGGAGCAACCGCCUCUCCGGAAAGAAAAAAGAAGAUACUAAGUUUGGUCAGGAAAUUCGACUUACUACUAUUUGAAGACGACGCAUAUUACUAUCUUCACUUCGAUCCUCCAAACCGUGCUCCAAGUUAUUUCGAGCUUGAGAAGAGCGAAGGGGGUCAAAUCGGCAGAGUUCUCAGAUUUGACACGUUGAGUAAAAUAAUGUCACCUGGUAUGCGCUUGGGAUUUGUCACAGGUCCGGCAAAAAUAGUGGACAUGAUGGAUCUUCAAACGGCGAGCAUCAACAUGCAACCUUCAACCUUCACCCAAGCCAUCGCCUUCAAGGUCUUAUCUCAUUGGGGUUAUGAUAGAUUCAUUGAUCAUUGUUAUAGCGUGGCUAAACUAUACCAAAGAAAGUCUCAAAGCAUCGAAAAAGCCGCAAGGAGACAUUUAGAUGGUUUAGCUGACUGGAGCCCCCCUCGAGCCGGAAUGUUUUUUUGGUUGAAACUCAAUAUUGCUAAAGCAGGCGAAGACGCAAAGGUAGAUUCAAAAGCAUUGAUGAUGUCCACCGCUUUGAAGAAUGGUAUACUCGCAGUUCCAGGAUGUGAAUUUAUGGCUAGUGGUAAAAGUACUGCUUAUGUACGAAUUAGCUUUAGUAUUGUUGACGAAAAAACUGCCGAUGCCGGGCUCAGCCGAUUGGCACGUACAAUCAGAGAGGCAAGAGGCGAAAUGGGGUUGGAUCACUGAAUCUGGCAAACAACAUUUGUAGCGCUUGAAUUGAGUCUCAGCGGCCCAUCGCGCUUCAUCGUCUUGUUUUGUUGUCUCUUACUACAUAAAAUUGUGCAAAAAUGAGGUUUCCAGACCUUGCAUGUCUACU